This is a messenger RNA of Rotaria socialis, 2490 nucleotides long. Lineage: Eukaryota; Metazoa; Rotifera; Eurotatoria; Philodinida; Philodinidae. The record is from the annotation of a GenBank genome assembly.
AUGCCACCAAGAACAUCAAAUAAAGUCAAAGUCUAUAUUCGAUCUCGUCCUACAAAUAAUUUUGCAUCGGACAUGAUUGGAAUCGGCCGAGAUAAUCGCACAAUUACUAUUCAUCGAACACCAUCAGCAAGUGUGGUUGAUAAUAAAAUCAAUGAUUGGGCAUUUCAUUUUGACGGGCUAUUUAAUAAUGUUGGUCAAGAAGUUAUUUUUGAUUCGGUUGCAAAAGAUGUUGUCGAUCGUUCACUAGAUGGUUACAAUGGAACAAUAUUGUGUUAUGGCCAGACGGGAGCUGGAAAAACUCAUACGAUGACUGGUUUUACUGAAAGUUACCAAAAUCGUGGCAUUAUACCACGUAGUCUACAACAUCUCUAUCAAGAAAUUAAUGCUCGGCAAGAUUAUUCGUAUUCUGUUCGCAUCGCCUAUCUUGAGAUCUAUAACGAUCAAAUGUGUGAUUUACUUCGCACAUUAAAUUCACAAUCGGAUUAUCAACAACAAUUACAACAAUUAUCGAUUGGUGAAGACUCGGGUCUAGUUUAUAUAAAAGGAUUAUCUUAUCGUAUUGCCAACAGUGAAGAAGAAGCAUUGAAUUUACUCUUUGAAGGCGAAACAAAUCGCGCUAUAGGUCAACAUGUACUUAAUAAGCAAUCAUCUCGGUCACAUUGUAUAUUUACAGUUCUUAUUGAAUGUCGAUCUAUUUUAUCAUCCGAUGAAAAAUAUACAAUAUCAAAAUUGAAUCUUGUUGAUUUAGCUGGCAGUGAACGCUUAGCUAAAACUAAUUCUGAAGGUGUGACAAAAAGAGAAGCAACAUUCAUUAAUAAAUCAUUAUCAUUUCUUGAACAAGCUGUACUAAACUUAACGGAUAAGAAAGCUAAUUCUCAUAAUUUUCGUAGCUCAAAAUUAACACACACAUUAAAAGAUAGUAUUGGCGGGCGAUGUAAUACUGUGAUGAUUGCAAAUAUUUGGCCAGAAAUGCAGCAUCUUGAAGAAACAGUUUCAACACUUCGUUUUGCCAGCCGAAUGGCAUGUGUUCCAGCUGAACCAACUGUAAAUGAAGUUAUUGAUCCAGUAAAAGCUCUUGAAAAUUAUAAACGCGAAAAUAAACAACUACGAGACGAAUUAGCAUUACAUGAUGCAUUACUUAAUCGAAAUGGUACAUCCUAUGAGCCUAUAUCUGAACAACAAUUAUAUGAAAUUGAAAAUCAAUGUCGUCGAUUUAUUGAUGGAACAUUGGAUGACAUUGAAGUGAAAAAUCUUCGUCAAGUCCAAGCUGUGUUCAACGCAUUCAGGCAUAUUUGUCGAGCCUCAGAAAAAGAUGUGGAGAAAAAGUUACAUGAUCGACGUGCUAUUGCAGAUAAAUAUGAAUAUGAACAGCAAGAUAAUCAAAAAAUGUUUGGCACGAAUCCAGGUCUGACCGGUGCAGGCGGUACUGCAGGAGAUCUGGAUGGUCAAAGUUUUGGUUUGGGUACAGCAUCAAAAGAUCAACGAACAAAUAAAGAAGCAUUAUUGAAAAUGACACGAAAUAAAAGACAACCAGCUGCUGCUGCUGUUGCUCCUGCUGCAACAACGAAAGCACCUGGAGUACAACAAAUAAAUACUAAAGACAAAGCUUCUCCUAAUGGUUUAAAACCCACAGGUAAUGGCCCUCAACGAACUAUGACUACUGACGAUGAACAAUAUUCACGUGUAAAAGAACCCAGUGAAAUGGUUGACACAAAAGAUCAAGGACUCCAUGCUCCACCGGGUCGAACUGCUGCCUUUGAAGAAUUCAAACAAACUCGAGGUGUAAAUUUAAAUAAAAUUUAUAUCGAGAAUAAAGACAUCAUGGCAGUAAAGAAGAAACAAUUUGCUGAACUAGCACGACGUGUUAAUCAAGCUAAAGCUGAAAUUGAUAAAACACGUAUUGCAGCUGAACGUAAAAAGAAUGAGCGAUUAACAAUGGGUGAGUUUCUAAAUGAAAAUGGUGAGACAAUAAUUGACGAAGAAGAAUAUGAAUUGAUUGCAAAACUUCAAGAACUUAAAGGCAUCUAUCGUACCGAUUACGAUCAAUGGAAGAAUCUGAAAUCCGAAAUCACAUAUUGUCAAAACUUGGUCAAUCAAUGUCAAAAUCGACUUCUUCAAGAAUUCGAUGUAUGGUAUAGAGAAUGCUACGUAAGUGGAAAUAAUACCGGUGCUAUGGAUGAUUUAUUAACGUCAAAUAAAAAUAAUAAUGAUUAUCAAGUUUAUGAUGAUGCAGCUGAAAGAUUUGAACGUAUGCAAAAAGAAUUAUUACUUUCCGAUCUUGAUAGUAUGCCUUUUCGACAAGCUCAAAUGCGAACAAAUCGACGUCAUAUUUUCGAUGCAGCAGCAGCCCAAGGACCGUGGAAACAAUCCCCAUCAACAACAGUUAUACACAAUAGUGGAUCGUAUCAUAGAGGAACAUAUGAUGAAGACCAACAAUCGACACCACCAAUAUCUGUGAAUGGUAGUCGACAAAAACCAAUGGUCCGAUAA